Vanderwaltozyma polyspora DSM 70294 is the source of this 2631-nucleotide messenger RNA. RefSeq names its product Arp8p (gene ARP8). The record is from RefSeq and is a predicted model, not a curated record. Bases 1 to 2631 code for a protein of 876 amino acids. Gene Ontology annotation, biological process: regulation of DNA-templated transcription; double-strand break repair. The transcript has a single exon. Gene Ontology annotation, cellular component: Ino80 complex. Lineage: Eukaryota; Fungi; Ascomycota; Saccharomycetes; Saccharomycetales; Saccharomycetaceae.
AUGGCAAGUGAUGAUGAGACAGCAAAUGGUUCUGCUGUUGGUAAUUCCAGUGUAGUUUUUGAAGAGCAAGUUGCUGAUGUUGCUAGUGGAGAAGGUAAUAGUUCUGAAGUUAGUGGUGACAAACAGAAUUCAAAUAAUAAGGUUGAUGAGGUUGAUGAGAUAGAAGAAGAUGAGAUUGAGGGAGAAGAUGAUGAGGAUGAAGAAGAACAGGAUCAACCUUCUGAAAUGUCUAGUAUAAUGGGUACACCUAUUGGAGAUCAUGGUUCUGUUGGCAAUGGGAAGCAUAGUGAAUUUAGCCCAAAAAAGAGAAAAUUGGAUAAUAAAAUUAUAGAGAGUACUGAUAGUAAGAAACAAGACAAGGCAGAGAGUCCAGAGAAAGGCAAUAAUACUGAUUCAGGUAAUGCUACUCCAUCAACAACUGAAAAUAAAAAAGUUCCAAGACAUCUUUUAGAAAAAAGAAGAUUAGGUCGUCUUAAAGCUGCUGAAGCUUUUGCUGCUAAAUUGAAGAAGACUGGUAUUGAAAGAGUGGAUAAUAGUCAUUUACAACAAACGGGUUUAUUUGGCCAAAUGCUAUUAGUUAACCAAAAGAAUUGUUCAUCUGAUUACUUGAAGAAAGAUGAUCAAGUUUUUGCACUAAGAGAAAGAAAGACUUUAAGGAACAAUACAACUGUUUCAACCACAGCUAAUACACCAGAUGUAGUUGAUCUAAAAGCUUUGAAUAAUGGUAGUUCUGCCUCAUUAGUGGAUGAAGUUUUGAAUAAGAAUGAUGAUGACAUCGAUUUUAAUGAUCCAACGACAACAAUUGUAAUACAUCCAGGCUCUAGAUAUUUGAAGAUCGGGUUUGCUAAGGAUGAAACGCCGCUGGUGGUUCCUAGUUGUGUAGCCAUUCCAAAAAAUUCUCUGUAUUCUGAAAAUGUCAGAGAAUUAUCAAUUGACAAAAUCGAAGAUUCAGAACGUUUAGUUGGAAUGAAAGCUCAGUUACAACAAAGUUUCAGAGAAAGAAUGAGAUACUACAAGAGAAAAAUCCAACCUAACAGUCAUGAAAGGGUCAGAACUUUUAACGAACAAGCUAAGCCAGAAAUUGUUGAAGAUAAGAAUGACCAUGGUAGAAUCGAAUGGAUCAACAAUUCCGAUAAGAUUUACUUUGGUGAGGAAGCAGAAAGAUGUAACAAAGAAAACUUUAUUAUAAGGUAUCCGUUCAACAAAGGUGGUUCUUUGAACUUGGAUUCACCAUAUUAUUCCUCAUUACCAGAACUAUUAUCUGACGUUACAAGAUUAUUUGAAUAUGCAUUGACAAAAAGGGAUGAAUCAAUUACUCAAGCUCAAAUUCAACAGUGCAAAGUAAUCUUAGUUAUUCCAGAUUUAUUUGAAAAAAGUCACAUAGAGACAUUAUACAGAAUUUUAUUAAAAGAAAUGCAAUUCCAAGCUGUGGCUAUUAUGCAAGAAUCAUUAGCCGCAUGCUACGGUGCAGGUAUCAGUACAGCAAGCUGUAUUGUUAACAUCGGAGCCACCCAAACUACAAUUGCAUGUGUAGAUGAAGGUACUGUUUUGGAAAAUAGUUUAAUCAAAUUAGACUAUGGUGGAGAUGAUAUUACAAGGUUGUUUACACUAUUUCUACUUGAGAACAAUUUCCCAUUUCAAGACUUAGACUUAGAUUCAACACAUGGUUGGACCUUAGCCGAGCAAUUGAAAAAGAAUUAUGCAACCUUUGAGGAUGCAAACAUGACAGUUCAAUUAUAUAAUUUUGUCAAACGUAUUCCGGGCAAGGUAUCAGAGAAAUAUGAAUUCAAAGUAUUUGACGAAGUAAUUCUAGCACCACUAGCUUUAUUUUAUCCUGAUAUUUUCCAAGAAUUGAAAAAGUUGGAUUCUAAGAAUAAGUUCAACCUUGAAGACCAGCUCCCAGUCUCAAGAGAUUUAUAUACUGAUUCAAUUAAUGAUUGGAGGUCCGUUUCUCAACUACAAUGUUUAGAUGGCGACUUAUAUGCGGGAAACACCAAUGAACUCGAUAUUAUAACAAAAGUGUUGAAUAUAAAUAGUAGUACAGAAGAAUAUGAGGGUUUAGAAACCACCGAGGUUGACGGGAGAGAAAAUUAUGUUCCAUUAGAAAAGGCAAUUAUACAAAGUAUUACUAAUGCCUGUGUCAGCAUGGAUGUUUCUAAAAUGAAUCAGUUUUACGCUAACAUUAUGGUUGUAGGUGGUACCUCCAACAUUCCACAAUUAGAUUUUGUCCUUACUGAUCGUAUAAAUAUUUGGAGACCUAAGGCUUUGUGCAAUACAACUUUUCCACAUUUCUUUAAAAAUAUAUCUAAACAAGUCAAGGAAAUCCAAUCAACCAGCAAAGCAAGUACCACUCCAGAAGAAGAAGAAAAAAUUAAACAAUCCAUAAAAGAACUGAUUGAAACAGAAUUGAGAAAAUAUUUAAAUUCAAUAGAAUCUCAAGGUAACGGUGACCACUCGUACCCAGUAGCUGUAUUACCACCUCCUCGAGAUAUGAAUCCAGAAGUGCUAAAUUGGAAAGGUGCCAGUGUAUUAGCACAGAUUAAACUAAUCGAAGAGUUAUUCGUGACAAAUACUGAUUGGGACAUGCUGGGAAGCAGAAUAUUGCAAUAUAAAUGUUUGUUCACUUACUAA